This is a messenger RNA of Talaromyces amestolkiae, 921 nucleotides long. RefSeq lists its product as uncharacterized. The coding region runs from base 1 to 921 and encodes 306 amino acids. The record is from RefSeq and is a predicted model, not a curated record. NCBI's taxonomy places the organism in Eukaryota, Fungi, Ascomycota, Eurotiomycetes, Eurotiales, Trichocomaceae. The transcript has 2 exons.
AUGAAUCUGUUUCGUCGAAUACGAGCUGUAGCGCUCUGGGACUCUUAUGCCAGCGGAAAAACAUCAUUUUUGGCGAAACCCGAAUGGCGCGGGCUAUCCGAUACACCCUACGACCUACUGCUAGACAUUCUCGUCCGCCUCACAGCAUUACUCUCAAAAGCAGACCAUAUAGAUAGCAUGGCCGCAAGUGGCGAUGACGCUGGUGCAACACAGGCCGCUCAAAAACUAAUGUGGAAAUGCCAUAGUCUACGAGACGAUCUGGUCACUUGGUACGCAGAUUUCCAGACCAAAGAGACCGGGCCGCUCUUCUAUCUAGAGCCAGAAGAACAACAUCCAUACCUCGACCCGGACUCGGAUCUAAACGAUGUAUUUCCGGACAGCGUCACAUUUCAAAGUCCAUACAUCGCUCAAUUACUACUCUUAUAUUGGUACGGCGAGGUCGUCGUUCACAGCGCCAUGUCAACCGCCCACCGCCAUCUUUGGGGCCAAAGCCCCAACAUCGAAACACCAUCCCCAUCCUCAACCUCCAUCUCCUCCCCUUCAACAACCGCCUCCGUGACCACCGAACGCCUGACCGAAGCCCGCCAACAAAUGACUAUGCUCGAAGGCGAAACUCUCGCCAACAUCGAAACCAUCGGCGAAUACUUCGCUGCCAAGAUAUGUCAAGCCAUGGCUAGUAUUGGCCGAAACAGUCUUCGCGGCUAUGGGUUUCAGAUCGGCAUGGUCCCGCUCUGGUCUGCGCAGCAGUAUUAUCAGAAUCGCUCGGCGCGCAAGUACAUGUGGUGCCGGACUGUGCUUAUGAAUUUUGGCAGAAAGGGGUUUGUCGUUGGGCAAAGUCUGGGUACGUUGGCUUUGAGGCAGUAUCCUGGUCGAUAUGUAGAGGAUAGUAGUUCAUCAUCAAUUGAGGAACUGACAUCAUGA